Molecule: messenger RNA, 1161 nt
Organism: Zychaea mexicana
Lineage: Eukaryota; Fungi; Mucoromycota; Mucoromycetes; Mucorales; Lichtheimiaceae
Exons: 2
Coding region: 1-1161 (386 amino acids)
Biological process (GO): carbohydrate metabolic process
Cellular component (GO): membrane
Molecular function (GO): chitin deacetylase activity
Source: RefSeq, a predicted model, not a curated record
AUGGAGGGCAGAAAGUUUUUCUUGCUCGCUGCAGCAUGCCUGCUAAUACUUACACUAAGUACGGUUAUUGCCCAAGGUGACGCCGAAGAAGUCGAAGUGCCUAAGAACGAGGCUUGGCUGAAAGAAGUCGAUCUGGCCCAAGUACCCGACGUUGCCAUCCGCCCCAUUGGCUCCGGUAUUUGCGAGAACGUCGAUUGUGAUGGACCCGAAAACGAUCGAUGCUUUGAGACAUGCGGCAACACACCCACCCCAGCCGAUAUUUAUGGCUGUCCGCGCGAUCACGUUUGGGCGUUGACAUUUGACGAUGGACCCAGUGAAUACACUGGACAGCUGCUCGAUAUCUUGGACAAGCAUGAUAUCAAGGCCACAUUCUGCGUCAUGGGAUCCCACGUUGAGAAAUACCCCGAAGUGGUUAAGCGCGCCUAUGAAGCAGGUCACCAAAUUGCUUCGCACACAUACUCGCAUCCACACUUGAUGAGCUUGACGAACGACGAAAUCAUUUACGAAAUGAAGGCAACCGAGAAGGCCAUCAAGGAUGCCAUUGGUAUCAAGCCCAAGUAUGCUCGUCCUCCUUUCGGCGAAGCUGAUGGUCGUGUCAAGGCACUUUUAAAUUCUAUGGGCUACAAGGUUUUGCUAUGGAAUGUUGAUCCUACGGAUUACGAUGUGUAUAUGCGCGCGGAUGCUUCCAAGAAAAUACGUGGUGCCUUCAAGAGUGCAGCAGCCGGCAUUGACACUGGAUUGAACCCCCAUGAGGACCCUGGAUAUAUCAGCCUGCAACACGAUUUGUACAACCAAUCCAUUGCGCAAGUGCCCCAUAUCAUCAACUAUCUGACCCAACGCGGUUAUCAGUUCUCAACAGCUGCAGAAUGCCUUGGCGAUGAAGAGCCGCAUGACUCAUUAAAUGAUCCUAUUGAGGCACAGAACGUUCAAAACGCAACGCUUUCCUCCUCUGCUGCUGCUGCUGGCAGCUCCCUUGCAUCCUCUUCAAGCCUCGCCUCUUCAUCAUCUGCACCGAGCAGUAGCGAUCCUUUACCACAGCAAAGGCAAAAACAACACACGCCUCACGUAUCAGGCGCUUCCUCAAAUACGGACGCAAACGCGCUGGCCGGGCUCUUCAUGUCAAUUCUUGCAACACUUAUCUUUGCACCCUUUGCUUUAUAA